Molecule: messenger RNA, 990 nt
Organism: Brassica oleracea var. oleracea
Lineage: Eukaryota; Viridiplantae; Streptophyta; Magnoliopsida; Brassicales; Brassicaceae
Exons: 2
Coding region: 1-990 (329 amino acids)
Source: RefSeq, a predicted model, not a curated record
AUGCGAAUGAAAGUGAUGUUUCGUUUGUACGAUGUUUGGGAUACGAUUGAUUCAGGGAGCGAUGAUUCAAAGAAGAACAAUAUGGCGAUUGCUCUAAUCUUUCAAUCAGUCCCGGAAGCGCUAAUACUUCAGAUAGGAGAACAUGAUACAUCGAUUAAGAUUUGGGAAGCUAUCAAAUCUCGUAACCUAGGUGUUGAUCGCGUGAGAGAAGCGAGGCUUAGCAUUGAGAGCAGCCGCGUUAGGAGAGAUAAUGGAAGCAUCGAAGAUGGUAAAGAAGUUUUUGAAGGGAGUUCCAAGAACGAAGUUCAUUCACAUCGUAGCUUCGUUAGAACAAAUGUUGGAUCUAAAUUCAACGGGUUCGAAGAUAUUGAUGGAAGAUUGAAGGCUUUCGAAGAACGCAUAAAAGAAGAAAACCAAGAUGAAGAUCAAUCGAAGCUAAUGUUUGUAAAGAAUGAUGCACAAGGUUGUGGAAGCCAUAGCAACUCGCGAGGAAGAUGCAGAGGUAUAGGUUAUGGUGGAAGAGGAAGAGGACGAGGAAGGUCUAAUGGUUCUGUUGGUCAUAACAAAGGAGGAGAAGCUUCAGACAAGACCAAGAAGGACUACUCUAAGGUUGGAUGUUGGCAAUGCGACAAGAUGAGCACUUCACAAUGUCCUACACGACCAAGAGAAGAAGCUAACCUAACAGAAACACAAGAAGCAGAUGUAUUAUAUAUGCAUGAAGUAGUUUUCCUCAACGAAGAGAGAGUGUUUCCUAAGAGGUUUGAUGAAUGCGAUGGAAAUACGAGUAUAUGGUACCUUGACAAUGGUGCAAGUAACCAUAUGACAGGCAAGAGAGAGUUCUUCUCAAACUUAGAUGAGAGCAUCAAAGGCAAAGUCAAAUUCGGUGAUGGAUCAAACGUCGAGAUUGUUGGGAAAGGUUCGAUCACGUUCAUCGGAAAAACAAGGGAGAGAAGAGCACUCAAAGAUAUCUACUACGUCCCAAGUCUUUAA